AAUAGCUCCGUGUUUUUCCUCAUUUUCUUACCGUUGCUUUUAUCCGUUGCUGCCCUCACCAUCGCCAUGAAAACCCUCGAGUCCGACGACAAGCCCUUCAAUCCCUUCUACAUUGGCCCGCAUCCCAGCAAGGCGUGUGCCAUUCCCGAGAUUCCCGGCCAGCAGUGCUCGCCCAACUGCCAGGAACAUGUGCAACCAGCUACAGCGACAAACAAGCCACCAUCCGGAGCAACGGCCACCAAUGCUUAUCCAACGGAUGCCAACAGCGUGCCCACCGGAGCUGCGGGCGGCAUGCUAAUCGUGGGCAUGGCCAACAUAUAUAGCACCGUCGAGGUCCUGGCCGCCGCCGCCGCUCGAAUGGGCGGAGCAGCCGGAGCGGGGGCGGGCGCUCGAGCGGAUCAGGGUCCGCCGGCCCCAGGCAGCACCAUAUGCAAGCCGUAUCCCUGCAUGGAGGGCGCUCGCAGCGAUAGUCCAGGCUGUGGUUAGACCGGAGCAAGUUCACAUUGGAUCCAGAAGCAAUAUUCUACCAACUGGCUUUUUAAAUUGGCUAAGUCGCAACACCAAGUUAGCCCCAAAUACACUAAUAAAAUCAUAGAAAAACAA
Messenger RNA from Drosophila erecta, 603 nucleotides. RefSeq lists its product as uncharacterized. NCBI's taxonomy places the organism in Eukaryota, Metazoa, Arthropoda, Insecta, Diptera, Drosophilidae. The record is from RefSeq and is a predicted model, not a curated record. The transcript has a single exon. Bases 67 to 486 code for a protein of 139 amino acids.